Molecule: messenger RNA, 3023 nt
Organism: Schistosoma mattheei
Lineage: Eukaryota; Metazoa; Platyhelminthes; Trematoda; Strigeidida; Schistosomatidae
Source: the annotation of a GenBank genome assembly
UGGACAUUGUAUUUUGGAACAAUUCGAAAAGUUAACCGUAUGCGGUCUAAUGGACAAAUUCGAGAAACCACAAUCGUAUCUUAGUUGGACAACCGCUCAGGUCAUAUCUUGGCUUUCCGGUACUUAAGCAAACUUUGAAUAAACUUGUUUAAGGGUUGGACGAUGCUGUCGAGCCGUAUCUGUCCGCAUUCAGUGCCAAAAAUAUAAGUGGAAAGUGGCUUAGCUCCCUGACUGCUGAUGUUUUGGACAAGUAUGGAGUUCACAAGAUUGGCCAUCAGAUGAUCAUAUUGGAGAAAGUGAAGCAACUACAAUACCAAUUUUCAUCUUUUGAUAACGAAACACUUCAGUCAGUUUUAUUGCGCGUAUCACGUUCGUGUACAUGCAUUGUUACUGCAAUAAAUUCUCUCAUGGCUAUAACUAAGAGACAAGAUGCUGAUAGUCCUUAUCCGGGGAUACUUACAGAUAUUCAGGGAGCUGUUUCUUACAUUCUCAGUUGUAUACUGAACCUAAUGUCCUCGAUUGGUAAUGCUGCGUCCUGGCUAGAGCGACCCCCUUUUUCUCUUCUUCCCGAAAUGGUUGUAUUCCGGCAAUUUCUUGUUGAGAAUGCUAUAAUUACCAAUAGGUUAUCUCAGCAGGCUAUAAGUACUCAAUGCAAUGAACAUUUUAAGGAGAUAAUCGAUUAUAUUGAACCAAUGAGAAUCCGUGUCGAAGAUGUUCUGCAAAACUGCAGUGAUUCCAUCUUACUAACUCCAUGUGGCAUUGAAAUGGUACAAAUAAGAAAACUUGACUCUGCUGAUUUUGGGUUUAAUUUUCGGUCCACGAUAAACAAUAUUCACGUAAUUGUUUCUGUUCAGGAUGAAUCCCCAGCAUUUAGUACUGGAAAAGUUACCAAAGGAGAUGAAGUAAUCGAAGUAAAUGAACAAAUAGUUAUUGGUUGGCUUCACUAUCGCGUCGCUGACUUAAUGCGGCAUUCUUCACAGCACAUCAGUUUGCGAUUGCGAAAGCGACCCUCUCAUUCCAACGAUUUUAUUGGCUUUCCAGGAGCUGGGCGGCGUCAUCGCCUAAUAGUCAACCAGAUACCACCUGCUGGGAGCCUAUCCCAGACGCGAGGUGCGUAUAUAUUUACCAGAAAUCCAAAACGUCGUCUGCCUCUUACAGGCCCACUUUCUGCAGAACCUUUGUCUGUUACUCAAGAAACCACCUCCGAUCAAACAUCUGUUUCCUCACCUACAUCAACAUCACCUGAAUCUCAAUCCAUAGUUAGUGUGUCUGGGUUGCUUUCCUCUUCUCCGACGUCUUCUUUAUCUGUGCAUCAGGGUACAUCAAUAAAAAUAAAUGAUGAUCCUUGCAAUCUAGAAAAUCGUGCUCAUAUAUCUUUUAGACCGAAUUCCAGCAAUGAAUCCAUAAUUUACAAUAACUCGAGGCUUAUUGCUAGUACACCAAAUACUCCAUUAAUGACUUUACGAUCAAUGGACUCGGUGUGUUCUCAUUCUUCGCUAUCGUUUCCACCCCACCUUCCACCUGCGCAUCCUGGUACUAUAACGUUUGACAACGGAAUAAACGAUACUAGUGUGGUCUCAUCUGAUAUAACAUACUCCAAAAAAUACAAGUCUGUCAAUACUUCUCAUCAUAUUCGCUCAACUUCUUGUUCUUCAAACAAAUCUGUUUUUCCUCGUUUUUCCCUAACACAUCGACGCACAGCUUCUGGUGACCCAAAACUGAUGAAUAGUAUAUCUGGUGGCAAUGGGGAAGAUACGUUAUUUCAGAAAAACCGAUUUCAUGCUCUGGAUAAACGCUAUAGAAACCUUCAUCGUUCUAGUCUUGAUGAUUUCAUGCUUUUUUUAAAACAUGGAUUUGGAUCAAGAAAACCAACUCGUCGUAUAUCCUGCAAGGAUCUUGGACAGGGAGAUUGUCAAGGUUGGCUUUGGUUGAAGAAAACCAACCCACUUACCAGUAAAUAUGUGAAGCGAUGGUGUGUUUACAAAAACUCAACGUUCUAUUAUUACAGAAAUCCUGAAGAUGAUUCAGCUGAAGGUUUAAUUCUCGAAAUCGGAAAAUUUGCAUUCUCAAUUUUCAAUGAUUGGGUUCGCUUUGUGUUCGCUUCUGAUUCUGAAAUCGACCGAUCAAAAUGGAUGAAUAAGUUAGGCCUAGCUUCAAUCGGUUUGUCAUCUACCAUACCAAAUUCUCGUAUUGGAGGUUUCAAUCCUGGUUAUGUGGUUUUAUGUGACUCGAAAAAUAACGAAGUAAAAGCUGGAAUUCCGCAUCCACAUUCAUGCACCGUUUUAUCAGAUUCACCCACUAAAAAUUUCCAAGGCGACAACACAUCUGGACUUCGAUCUCAUACCUUAUCAACUUCCAAAACUACAGAUUUCGCAGAAAACUCCUUAACAGUGGUGACUUCCCAGCCUGUGUCAACCCCUCCAAGGCAUGCAGCACUACACUCAGUUUCAUCACCAUCAUUUUCUACGUUUGAUUUGCGUUCGAAUUCUUUACCAUCUGAACCCCGUGCUGUCCGCUCUAUAAUUUUUCCUCGGAAUAGUGCUCUAUCACCCUCAACUGGACAUUCAUCAUCUCCUGCUCACACUAGAAUUAGGCAUCGUCAACCACUUGAAAUCCCUUCAGUAGCAUUCGGAUGCUAUAGUGAGAGUGAAGAUGAAAUAGACGAGGAUGUUGAAGCCGAUUGUGAUGUGGAUGACAACUGUAUCUCUGAGGGAGGCGCACAACUAAAUCUUCGAGACCGACCAGGAUCUACAUCCCCAUCACAUGACCGAAGAUAUGUUAUUUUAAACAGUACAGAAGAAAAUGAAUGUUUGCAAGAAUAUAAAAAGCUGAUUUCAUGUAAAAGUGAACUACAUGUGUCCGAUGUACAUGCUUCAAUGCCUUUAUCACGUCCAUUAAAAGCUGCGCAUAUCAUUACGAAAAAUCUCAAUUGUUCUGAUAAACUUUCAGGUGUCGAAAAGAUUAUUGACGUAAGAAACAACGAAUCAGUCCCCGAAUGCAGCAGUAGGCGUUUUAAUAACUGA